Messenger RNA from Hypoxylon trugodes, 621 nucleotides. RefSeq lists its product as uncharacterized. The record is from RefSeq and is a predicted model, not a curated record. NCBI's taxonomy places the organism in Eukaryota, Fungi, Ascomycota, Sordariomycetes, Xylariales, Hypoxylaceae. The transcript is spliced from 2 exons. Bases 1 to 621 code for a protein of 206 amino acids.
AUGUCUACAUUUUCGAACACAAACACAGGCAGCAAGCCGGCUGACCCAUAUACCGCCACCAACAAAGAAGGCGACCUCCCUGUCAGCGAGAAAAUCGAAACUCUCGACAAGUUCGUCAACUCAUGCAAAUAUGGUAUGAUGACCACGCGGGACGGUACCACUGGAAAGCUCGUAUCUCGAUGCAUGGCACUGGCUGCAAAGGAGAAUGGGGGUGCCGACCAACUCUUCUUCACCAACACAGAAUCGAAGAAGACAGACGAGCUAGAGACAGAUCCCCACGUCAACGUGUCCUUCUUAGAUAGUUCCGGUCAGUGGGCUUCUAUCUCGGGGACAACAUCCAUCGAGACAGACCGUAGCCUUAUCAAGAAGUACUAUAAACCAACAUUAAAGGCAUGGAUGGGUGAUUUGGGAGAUGGAAUUCAUGACGGGUCAGAGAAUGACCCUCGUAUUGGCAUCAUACGGGUCAAGAUCACGACAGCUACAUACUCCGUAAGCGAUAAGACCUUUGUUGGUUUCGCAGCGGAGGUUGCAAAGGGGACCGUAACGGGCCAGACAGCGAAUGUCAACAAGCUUCGUGAGAUUAGCGAGAGCGAGAUCCAGUCUUGGAGGGUGUCUCAUUAA